CAUUGAUUUAAUGCUUUCGUCUCCGUUAAACAAUUUUACGUUAACAAAUUCAACAGUUUACAGACGGUUUUUUGUCCAUUGUUUUAAACUGUUAUCUACAAAUAACAAAAAUAAACCUUUCUCGGUGAAUUUUGUGCAGCCUUAACAGAGCGCAUAAAUUUUAAUUUGCGCUAUUAGAAGCAUUACCGUUUGAUUAUACAUAUACCGGUUCUGGCAAACAUGACGAGUGGUGUUCACAAUCCUAUAUACGACGAUCCCGCGCUGGUAAUUAAAUUCACCAGGAAGUAUUCCGACGCCGAUAUGACGCCCAGUUCAGUCGAUGCUGAAAAACAAGAAGCCACACUAGAUCACAAAUGGAGCAGGAAGUCACUCAUCAUUUGGUGGGCCGCCAUCGUUUUCACACUCUCGAUAGUAAUGGGUGCUUGUGCUGUUGCCAUCUUCCUCCUGCUUCCUGCUGCUAUUCCCGCAGCGCCUGAUCUUGACCCAACUCAAAACGGAGACGUUCAGCUCCUCGAUAUUGAUGCGCCCGGUAUUUAGCGAUCUGGAAAUUACUAUAUAGCAAAUGCUGCACCGCUUCGAAUCUGAAAGAGCCGGACACCGGACGCCGAAUGUGACAAAUAUACAGUCUGUACAGCGCACAAUAGCCAUCAACAUCUCUAAUCAGAAAUUAACUUGAUAAAGAAAUUAUUGGAUUUUUAUUUUUAUGUUUAGCACGGCUGCUAGUUGUGUUCGGUAUUCUCUAAAAUUUUUUAUCCACCAAGAAUAAAAAUGUUAUAAUGGCCAAAAAGCGAGAAAAAACAUUCUCGCGUCCCUAUAAUGUUCUAAAAACCGGCUUGGUUUUGCAUGUAGUUACAGUAUGUUAAAUCAAACUCCUUAUAAAAGCCUU
Molecule: messenger RNA, 886 nt
Organism: Paramacrobiotus metropolitanus
Lineage: Eukaryota; Metazoa; Tardigrada; Eutardigrada; Parachela; Macrobiotidae
Exons: 4
Coding region: 220-537 (105 amino acids)
Source: RefSeq, a predicted model, not a curated record